Molecule: messenger RNA, 1242 nt
Organism: Penicillium antarcticum
Lineage: Eukaryota; Fungi; Ascomycota; Eurotiomycetes; Eurotiales; Aspergillaceae
Product: DHHC family palmitoyltransferase
Exons: 4
Coding region: 1-1242 (413 amino acids)
Biological process (GO): peptidyl-L-cysteine S-palmitoylation; protein targeting to membrane
Cellular component (GO): Golgi apparatus; endoplasmic reticulum
Molecular function (GO): protein-cysteine S-palmitoyltransferase activity
Source: RefSeq, a predicted model, not a curated record
AUGGGUGCUCUCAGGACGGUCGGUCUGGUUAUUUUGGGAAUCUCAGCGCUCACUUUUAUCGCUCUGUUUGGCAGGCUCCCGGCCUUCAGAAAAACACCGGUCGCCUUUUUCCAUCGGCUUCUGUGGGUGCAUAUUCCCAAUGGAAUCGCUGUUGUUGAUGACCGCCGGUUCGGCGGACGGAUAGUGCAGUGCUGGACUCGAUCCGGCAGCUAUGUAUUGAAGGAGAAUCAUCCCUUGGUUUUGAUAUUCUUUGUGGGACUACUUGUGAUCGGCGAAGGGAUAUUCGUCCCAGCAGCAUGGCCUCGACUGUCAAGCUCCCAUAAACUUUGGGUCCCCGGUGCUGUCGUGUUGCCAUAUGUUCUACUCUACAAAUGUGUAAUGACGAAGUCUUUUAUUACACCUGAAAAUCAUGAAAAAGAAAUGAAACGGUACCCAUACGACCGGGUCCUCUUCCAUCCAGGACAUCGCUGCACCACCUGUGACUUCCUCAAGCCAGCGCGCAGCAAGCACUGCAGUUUCUGCAAUGCCUGUGUCUCAAGACACGAUCACCACUGUGUAUGGCUUAUGAACUGCGUUGGAGCCGACAACUGCGUUUACUUCAUCUCACUGCUGUUGUCACUCUCUGCCAUGCUGGUCUACGGAUCUUAUCUUGGUUAUUCCUUGCUCUCUGAGACUCUCGAAGAACUAGUCCCGCCAGAUAUGAAGGCCGCCAUGUCAGGAUGGUCGAUGUACUUCAAUAUUUGGGGCAUUGUGAUUGCUACCGAUCCCCGGAUUGGGGCUGUUUUCCUCUUGAUGCUCAUGACUGCCCCGCUGGCGGCUGCUUUCCUGGCUUACCAUGUAUACUUGAUCUGGGCUGGUACGACUACAAAUGAGACAUCCAAGUGGUCAUACUGGAAGGAUGAUGUCGAGGAUGGAUUUGUCUUCAAGACAAAGCGAAGCUUGAUCUUUGAGAACCCCCUUCCUUUGUCUCUCCAUGACCAAGCCUGGCCUGUCCACACUGAUCAGAUUCUUGUCAAUGACGAUGAUCCUCCAACGGAGGGAUGCUUAUUGGCAUCUGACUCCAAUCGCAUCGUUCGUCGCCCUGGUCAUGAGAUGCCACCUGACCCACGAUGGAAACGACUUGAUAGUAUGAGAGAUCUUGACAAUAUCUAUGACCUGGGCUUCUGGGAUAAUCUCCGCGAUGUGAUAGUCUUGAUGGAGACCCAGCCUAUUGGGAUUCAUGAAGUCAUUUUCCAGAAUUGA